AUAACCUCCAACAAAUUGAAAACCUAGCAAUAAAAGUAAAAUUAAACGAACAAAAUGCCAGAAAGUACGAAUUAUUAACUAAUAUGAUUAUACAAACAGAUAACGCUGCAUAUGACUUACGGUUUCAACUUGACGAAUUAUUAAACACUAUCAUCUUAGGAAAACAAGGUAUAAUAAGUCCACAAAUUAUAGAUCAUAAAACUUUCAUUAAGAGCUAUCAAGAUAUACUCGGGAAUAAAUUCUUAAACCCAACAAUCAAACCAAAAGAAGAAAACUUUCAAUUUAUUCUUGAUAUUAGUAAACUCAUUCUUUGGACAAUCGACGAAAAGAUUUUCUUUAAAAUUACAAUUCCUCUUGUGGAAGAUCAGGAAUGGAAAAUUCAAAAAUUAUAUCCAAUUCCCUCAAAACAAAACAAUGUAUUCUCAGCACCACUAAUAGAAUCACCUUAUUACCUUUUUAAAGACGAGCUCUUCAUGAACGUUAACCAAGAAUACCUCGACAAGAAUUGUAAAAUGCAUGCCACCAUUCAAAUUUGUAAGAGAAACCAACCUAUUCAUUCGAAAUUAGGAACACAUGAUUGUACAUCCGAAUUAAUUAAUCAUAAUAAUCAAAUUAAAAAUUGUCAAUUCGUACUCUUCAAAAUCAAAGAUUUGACAUUCGUGCCACUUAGACAAGAAAAUCACUUUAUCGUAAUCCCAGAAAAACCAAUUAAUAUUCACACAAUUUGUGCCAAAGACAGUUCAAGUAGCAUCACUAUAAAGAACCCAAGUUUAAUAUUUUCAAACACACCUUGCAAUUUAAUUUAUGGAACCAAUUUAAUGAAAAUAGGUGGAAUAAGCAAAAGUGUAACAUACGAUAUUCGAACAAAAUCAAUCCCAAUCUCAAACAUUACGGAUCUUAGUAUUCUGCUAGACAAAUUAGAAACAGCUCCUAAAAUUUCUAAUAACUUGCAUUUAUUUAAAACCACUUUAAAAGAUAUUGAUGAAGAAAUCGACAAAUUACAAUUCGAACAUCGUAUGACUAGCAUAAAAAGCUACGGUUUAACUGUACUACAAAUAGCAGGAUAUAUUGCUUUAAUUAUUGGAAUCCUAUAUAUUAUGCAUAGACUAAAAAUAUUUGAAUGUAUUAAAGGAUGCUUCCCAUCCACCCUAUGUAUUAACAUAUUAUGUUGUAAGAAUGUAACUGAACAGAAUGCAGCUCCAGUAGCCCCGGCAAUUGAGGAUUUAAUAGCAAGACUUCCACCGAUAGAANACCAACUAAUCAUCCAACCUCGAACAGUACGAUUCAAGAAAGGAAUCCUCAAGAAAUCUUAAGGGACUAAGAUUAAUCUAAGAAGGGGGGAAUGUGACGGUCCCCUUUAAAACACCUGCAUGUAUUUUGUUUCCUAAAGAAUUUAUAAGAUAACAACCGGAUGUCGAUCAGGCUACAUAUAACAACGAUAUGCUACUGAGAAUUCUACUUAAAAUGCUACCCGAAGCAUUUUGCGUAUUAGACCACACAGUAGGAUAUGCGCCCGUCACUAAAGCGUUGAAACAUAAGAAAGUAAGAUAAGAACAACCCUAAACCUCGGGCAGUCGAGCAGUCAGU
Molecule: messenger RNA, 1587 nt
Organism: Ceratina calcarata
Lineage: Eukaryota; Metazoa; Arthropoda; Insecta; Hymenoptera; Apidae
Exons: 2
Coding region: 84-1313 (409 amino acids)
Source: RefSeq, a predicted model, not a curated record